AUCCAUGAUUGCUUGCUUGCUUGCUUGCUUGCUUCUGGGUGCAUGCAUACAUUACAUUCUUAUUACCGAAAUUAUUGUUCUCAUCACUAAGCCCAAAUCUAAUCUCCCUCGCCUCCCACGGCACACCCGGUCUUACCACUCCUUCUGAUCCCCUCCUCAACUUUUCCUUCUUCUAUUCUUAUCCUUGUCCUUCCUUUGAUUCAACCAGUCCAUCUCUUUCAGCGCUGGGUGACGCCCACAUGCAAAUAACACCCCCUUCGCCAUGAGUCAGGAGUACCACCCCGGCCAAGGCGCCUCUUCCUCCGCUUCUUCUUCUUCUUCUUCUUCCGCCGCCGCCUCCUCCUCCAGCAGCCAGCAGCAACCGCCGCUCGAGGACGCCGCCGCGAUGAACAACAACAAUUCCCCCUCCUUUCCGAGACCCCCGCCCGCCUACAUGACCGUCGGCAACGGUUCGACCUCCGAGAGCGCAACUGCCUUGAUGGCCUCGUUGCAUGAGGAUUCCGGGUACGGUGGCAGCAUUCCCAGUGGCAGCGAUGCUGGAAGUGCGGUUGGUGGCGGAUGGCGUGCGGAUCUGAUGGUCGAUAGCCCGACGCCUCUCCAUACCCCCUCCCGGCUUGGAGAGUGGAAUCCGGCAGCCGAGCAUGAGCGACAGGUUGUCGCGAGCCAUGUUCAUCAGUUGCUAUACAACUCGAACCGAACUAAACUCGGACGCGCGAUCUCGCGCACCAUCGAUACUUUGAAGGAACUCCAGGAGAUGAACAAACAAUGGCCCGCCCACUACCCUUCCGUUCAGAACGAUUCCGACGCCCUCAACGACAAACCGACCUUGCACAAGAGACAAUCCUAUUUCGGAGAGGAGGCUUUGGAUUCGAUGCCCCAUCCCGGCCAGCUGCGGCGCGCCGCUACCAUGGCCGCCGGCGAGGAUCUGGCCGAGUCGAGUGCCGCAGCGCAGCGUCGCGUUCCGACGGAACCCCGCCUAAUGAGCCCGCAGAUUGCGCAGGAGUUUUCGAUCCUCAAGCUCGACUUGAAGCUGGGUGCUUUGUCGCAGGCUGAGCUGGUUCACUCGUUGGAGAAGGCGUCGAUCGCGUCGCUGUUGGAUGGCAAGAUCAGCCAGAGCGUCAGGCACCUGCUCUCGCUCCGGGAUCGCAUUGAGGAUACUUCCAGCAAGGUCUUGAUUACGGGUGAUUUGAACGCCGGAAAGUCGACAUUCUGCAAUGCGCUGUUGCGUCGUAAGGUUCUGCCCGAGGAUCAGCAGCCGUGCACCAGCAUCUUCUGCGAGGUUCUUGAUGCGCGAGAGAACAGCGGGCUCGAGGAGGUGCAUGCCGUUCACAAGGACGUGCAGUAUAAUCGGAACGACGAGAGCACCUACGACGUCUAUGCGCUGCACGAGCUGGAGAACAUUGUCAUUGACAACUCCAAGUACAUGCAGUGCAAAGUCUACGUGAAGGAUGUGCGAACGAUCGACGAAUCUCUGCUUAAUAACGGCGUUGUGGAUAUCGCGCUGAUUGAUGCGCCGGGACUGAAUUCGGAUUCUCUGAAAACGACCGCGGUCUUUGCCCGACAAGAGGAAAUCGAUGUGGUUGUGUUCGUGGUGUCAGCUGCUAACCACUUCACCCUUUCCGCCAAGGAGUUCAUUCUCAAUGCUGCCCAUGAAAAAGCGUACAUGUUUAUUGUUGUCAACGGUUUCGAUCAGAUUCGCGAUAAGCAGCGUUGUGAGCGCAUGAUCUUGGAUCAGAUUGGCAAGCUGAGCCCUCGCACCUACAAAGAGGCGGCCGAGCUUGUCCACUUUGUCUCCAGUAACGCCAUCCCUGUGGCACCUCCGGUCUCGGUUUCAAGUUCUGGUGGUGGCGGCGAUGACGGGUCUGACGAUGAUGAGCCCGAAGACAAGAAGGGCAAGGGCAAGGGCAAAGAGAGACAGAAGAUCCAGGACUUUGAGAACCUUGAAGGUUCACUGCGUCGGUUCGUCCUAGAGAAGCGCUCGCGUUCCAAGCUUGCGCCUGCUCGGACAUAUCUUCUGAACUUGCUCGCGGAUUUGAACUCCCUGGCUGGAGUCAACCGUGAUGUGGCUCAGGCCGAACUCAAACGGGUCACGGACGAGCUGGCCGAACUGGAACCUGCGUACGAAGAGGGCAAGAAGAAGAAGGUGGAGCUCAGCGACCAGGUUGAGAAAUACAUCGAUGAGUCGUGCGACGACGUUUACAACCACACUCGGUCUAGCUUGGGUGAAACCAUUGCCCAUGUCUCCGAAGCCGACUUGGGCGUUGAGUACCCCGGCUUGUUCUCUGCCUUCCAGUAUGCCGAGGACCUGAAGUUGGCCAUGCUGGAUCAGAUUGCCGCCUCCGUGGCUGACUGCGAGGACUAUGCUCGCGAGAAGACGGUCAAGGGCGUUGGCUUCAUCCAGAAUAUCGGUCUUUUGCACGUGGGCGAAGACAAGUUCGCGCCUCUGAACUUCCGCGCGGACAUGAUGUUCCGCCGUGGCCGUCGACACACGCUCGCUCGACAGGUUGACACAGAGGUGGAGAUCUGGGAUUUCUUCGAUGUGUCUGGCAUCUGGGAGCGACAGGAGAAGAUGGCUGGUACCGGGAUGGCGAUGACCGCGGUGACUGUUCUUGGAGGUAGAGCCCUUGGUGGCAUCGGCUGGGUCGACAGUAUCUUCAGUGCUGUCCGGUUCCUGGGACCGAACAACGUACGCCGACUUUUCGUGCCCGGUGUCCUCGCAAUUGCCGCUUUGACCGCCGCCUGGAUGGUCUCUACAAUUCCGACCACCCUCCCCCCUCGUCUAUCCCGCAAGCUUGCAGCUACCCUCCAAGAGAUGGACUACGUUCACUCCAACGCGACACGUAUUUCUUCCGAAGUCCGCCGCAUCCUACGGCUGCCAGCUGGAAACCUCCAGACCAGUCUCGCGCAGGACGUCGAAAAUCUGGGACGCCGCAAGCACGAAGUCAGCAAGACCAAGCACGAGAGCGAGACUGCCAGUAAGUACUUUUCGAAUCUGUUCCGUGAGAGUGGCGAGAACCGCAGAUCGGUGGAGAGCAUCGAUCUGGAUGCGCCUCUGCCUGGAGGUCUUGCUGCGGCUCAUUGAGCGUGGAUCGGGAGGUAGUAAAGGUCUUUCGGCGGUGAUUUCUUUUCUUUGUACAAACCGUAAUGAUGCUGUACGAAAUUUCUAUUUAUUCCCUCUCUUCUGUCUGGUGUGCUUUGGCCUUGUGGCGCUUUUCUUUUCUCCCUGGCUGCUUUUGCGCAGUCUUGACUCCAAAAUAUUCCCACCGUGCACUGUACCGGUC
This is a messenger RNA of Aspergillus saccharolyticus JOP 1030-1, 3281 nucleotides long. RefSeq names its product mitofusin. Gene Ontology annotation, molecular function: GTP binding; GTPase activity. Gene Ontology annotation, biological process: mitochondrial fusion. The transcript has 4 exons. Gene Ontology annotation, cellular component: mitochondrial outer membrane. NCBI's taxonomy places the organism in Eukaryota, Fungi, Ascomycota, Eurotiomycetes, Eurotiales, Aspergillaceae. The record is from RefSeq and is a predicted model, not a curated record. Bases 263 to 3082 code for a protein of 939 amino acids.